CCCACCUUCCAUUCUGCCAAAACCACGUCUCUCUCUCUCGAUUCCUCUCCCUUCCGAGCUCCUAUCAUCUACCAGAAGAAAAAGGACUGUGGUGAUCAGAUGUGUGGAGGCGCCAUCAUCUCCGACUUGAUCUCUCCUCGCGACAACACCCACCGACCCUCCACUUCCGUCUUCUGGCCCGACUGCACCGACUGCCACUGUAUCCCGCCACCACUCGAGAAAGUCCAGAGGAAGCGGGAGCGGAAGAACCUGUACCGAGGAAUACGGCAUCGGCCGUGGGGGAAGUGGGCAGCGGAGAUCCGCGACCCGGUGAAAGGCGUUCGGGUAUGGCUGGGCACCUUCGCCACUGCUGAGGAGGCCGCCCGCGCAUACGACCGCGAGGCCCGCCGGAUCCGCGGCAAGAAGGCAAAGGUCAACUUCCCCAACGACGAUCCCCUCCCCAACCCCCCGCGCCGGCGCCCCGCAGCCACCGUUAGCUCGUACGAAGCAAGGUGGCUCUCCGAUCAGCCGACAACAGCGGCGGCCCACGCAUCGUACACGAUGAACUUGUAUGAGGUGCCGUACAUGGAGAGCGUUGUGCCCUCGACGGGGCCUCCGGGCAUGGAGAUGCUCUGGAGUUUUGAUGACGUCACUCCAUCUUCUGCUCCUCUUUAGACGAUGUCGAUGCAUGUCUGGAUGCAUCUGUGACCAUUAGGACCGGCUGCUACGUACUGUCCUUGUACUUCUUUGGACCUCUAAUGGUUUGUCUUUCUCUCUAUUAGGUUUUGAUGUUCCUAUCUUCGUUGAUGUGUUGAUGGUGGUGUUAACUAUCAAGUUUUGCUGUGUAAAGUGGGUCUUUGUAGUGAGACUAUCAACUCAAACAAGGCCUUUGUUUGGGGUAAUAACCAUAGCUCUAUUUGUCGUCUUUUUC
Molecule: messenger RNA, 910 nt
Organism: Musa acuminata subsp. malaccensis (wild Malaysian banana)
Lineage: Eukaryota; Viridiplantae; Streptophyta; Magnoliopsida; Zingiberales; Musaceae
Product: ethylene-responsive transcription factor ERF071
Biological process (GO): ethylene-activated signaling pathway; regulation of DNA-templated transcription
Molecular function (GO): DNA-binding transcription factor activity; DNA binding
Source: RefSeq, a predicted model, not a curated record